AUGACCUCUACCAGAACCCUCAGCGUCUGCCUCGUGGCUCUCAUUCUCACGGCCUUGACAUUGACGCCUGGCGCCGAUGCUGGAGUGAUCAAGGACUGCUACAAUGAUUGGAGCCGAUGUUCAAGGUGGAGCAGCCCUUUGACUGGUAUUCUGUGGAAAAACUGUGACAAGCGAUGCAAGCAGCUGGGCAAACGCUCCGGCAAGUGUGUCCGUGUCAGAGCCAGAUGUCCAGUCUCCAAAACAGUCUUGCAGUGCCAGUGCAGCUGA
This is a messenger RNA of Candidula unifasciata, 267 nucleotides long. The record is from the annotation of a GenBank genome assembly. NCBI's taxonomy places the organism in Eukaryota, Metazoa, Mollusca, Gastropoda, Stylommatophora, Geomitridae.